This is a messenger RNA of Cygnus atratus (black swan), 1189 nucleotides long. It is a transcript of the gene MPLKIP, whose product is annotated as M-phase specific PLK1 interacting protein. The transcript has 2 exons. Gene Ontology annotation, cellular component: midbody; nucleus; centrosome. NCBI's taxonomy places the organism in Eukaryota, Metazoa, Chordata, Aves, Anseriformes, Anatidae. Bases 206 to 769 code for a protein of 187 amino acids. The record is from RefSeq and is a predicted model, not a curated record.
GUCAUCACCCCGUGUGCUCCUCGCUUCGCCUUCCCCGGCCCGGAACCGUGCGAGCCCGGAACCUACGCGCCGGAAACGCUGCGAGCCCGGAGCCCCGUGAGAGCGGACCCCCGCGAGGCCGGGCCCGUGGCGGCGGGGCCCGAGGAAACACCGGCAGCGGUACCAAGACAGGCAGCAGCGGCGUGGCCCCGGCGGCCCCCCGGCCAUGUACCGGCAGAGCUUCCGCCCCCCCACGCCUCCGUACCCGGGCGGCGGCGGGCUGCGGAGCCCCCCGCCCGGUGGCGGCCCCAUGGCGCCCUCCCCGCGGGGCUACGGCAGCCCCCAGCACACGCCGCCCUACGGCCCCCGGGCCGGGCCUUACGGCGGCGGCCGCUCGCCCCGCGGCUUCGGCUUCCACGGCGGAGGCCGCUUCGGGAGCCCGUCGCCGGGGGGGCAGACCCCGCGUAGGCCGCAGAGCGCCAGCCCCCGCUACCCGGCUCCCUACGGCGGCAAGUCCCCGGCCGGAGCUCCCCCGCAGCCGCAGCAGCACAAGCGCUCGCCCGGGGGCUUCCAGAGGCGCUACCAGGGAUCACCCAGGACAUCUACUCCAUUUGGUACAGCGCUUGGCAGAGAGAAAAGAGUGUCUAAUGAUGUGGAAAACUAUUACAGACCUUCAAUGCUUGAGGACCCAUGGGCUGGCCUAGAGCCAGUUUCUGUUACAGACAUAAACCAACAAUACAGCAGUGAGCAAACAACAUAUACUGGUAAAAAAGGGAGGUAUUUCAGUUAACACUUUUAAAGGCCAGAUAACUCCAUCUUGUCAGGAAAACUUUGGGACAAAAUCUUUACACUUACACAAGAUGAACAAUAAUAAAGACCUUAGUUAAUGUUUUUAUUUGAUCACCUGUCCACCCUUUUAUCCAAUUUUUUUUAUUGCAAUGGAAAUUUUUAUGUGUGGGGAGGGAAAAGGAGUGGUAGGAUAACUUACAUUUCUGGCUGCGUGGAAGUGCCUACCAGCUUUGAAGAACAAAGUGUUCUUUAAUCACCAGCGACUGAUCUGUGACUGUUAAAACAGGUUUCCAUAUAUUUACCUCUUCCAUGCCAGAUUGUUAGCCUUUUAUUGUAAACUCCUUUAAGAAAUGGUAUUUUUUUAUGUUUCAACAUUUUUAGAAUGAAGUAACUUGGAAAUAAAAUAAAGUUUUGUAAAUCC